Molecule: messenger RNA, 1209 nt
Organism: Stylophora pistillata
Lineage: Eukaryota; Metazoa; Cnidaria; Anthozoa; Scleractinia; Pocilloporidae
Molecular function (GO): heparin binding; calcium ion binding
Source: RefSeq, a predicted model, not a curated record
AUGCUGUACUAUGUAAACCUGAAUAUUCUGGAGAUCGAAAGACAUGCAAAGCUAGAUCUGGCUUUUUGGUUAUUCAAUAUUGACGAAUGUGCUAUAGAAGAGCAGAGGUGCUGUGUUAAUGCUGUCUGCAAAAAUACCAAAGGAUCGUACAACUAUAUUUGUAAACCUGGAUUUUCAGGGGACGGAUGGACCUGCAAAGAUUUCGACGAGUGUGGCACAGGAGCAUAUAACUGCAGCGCUGAUGCUGUAUGCAACAAUACCAAGGGGUCGUACAACUGCACAUGCAAACCUGGACAUUAUGGAAAUGGACACAUAUGCAAAGCCGUCGGGGUUUCAAGCUGCCAGGAAGCUUAUGACAAGAAAUUAAUAACUGUGAGCAGCAUCGUUACGCUUCAUAUAGACUCAAAGCUUACUUCCAUUUUCUGUCACGUGGGGGAUGUAGGAUGUGGAAAUGGAACGUGGACCCCAGUUAUGAAGAUUGAUGGUGACGAGCAAACAUUUCAUUAUGAUUCCAAUUACUGGAGAAACAAGGAGGAAUAUAAUCUUCCUGGAGGAGAGACUGGUUUUGAUAGAUUGGAGACCAAGUUACCGACCUAUUGGAACACAUCCUUCUCCAAGAUCUGUCUCGGUAUGACGAUUAACCAACAGCUCAGGUUCAUUGGCAUCGACAUGCAUGCCACUUCCCUGUACUCACUGAUCGCUGAUGGAAAACACCGCGCCACCUCAUUAGGUCGUGACAUGUGGAGGUCACUGAUUGGUCCUCAGGCCUCCUCGCAGAUUCAUUGCAACAAAGAAGGGUUUAAUAUUUUCUCAGAGCAACCAUACUGGAGGAAUAUAGUUGCUAAAGCAAGAAUCGGUUUUGUCACCAACAAUGUCAAUAACUGCGCUGAUGUCGAUACCAGAAUCGGCUUUGGUACAGGAGGACCGCAUGAUGACAACAACACGUGUGGAAUCGUUGCAGACAAGAGCGGUCUUGAUAAUGGGAGGAGGUUCAUUAAAGCCAUGGGGUACAUCUUGGUGCAGUGACGAGCGAAAACUGUACAUGCAGUGAUAAACAACGUCACCGUCAUUAUCUUUCAAAUACAAACUUAUUUAUUUGCCUUUUUACCCGAUAAAUUAAAAAUUUAUCCAUAGUUCAAUUCAUGGCGAGGUGACCUCGAGAGACCACCAGUUUAUAGUUAAAGUCACCUCAUAUUAAAUUCAAUUACC